Molecule: messenger RNA, 1219 nt
Organism: Closterium sp. NIES-67
Lineage: Eukaryota; Viridiplantae; Streptophyta; Zygnematophyceae; Desmidiales; Closteriaceae
Source: the annotation of a GenBank genome assembly
UUUUCCUGCCAGCCUAGACCUCGCCAAUGUGCAGCUAUGAUAGAACUGAAGUGUGCCUUGCAACAGCAGCCAUGUUAGAAGCCUGAAUUCUAUACGGCCACGCUGCGCCCCGACGGUUACCUUUCGCUGCCGUUGCCAACAACUGACGGUGUUCGUGUUCUGGCCGGGUUCCCGUUGUUCAUGUUUCUCUCGUCCCUGGAUGUUAUACACGGUUUUGAGUCCCGUCAGAUCAAGCGACUCGGCAGCAUAGCUUUAGUAUCCGUUCGUCUAGCUUAUGAAUCCCCUGCUUACGAGCAUUCUCCUCUUACUGGCCAGGGACCAGUCUAGACCACGACGUGAAUGGAUUUGUAGCUAGGUAGCCAUGUACCGGACUACUCCGCUCGUGUCUACAAUAGUAGCGUGGGUGGGUGCCUAUUUCUUCCUGGUCCUGCUCACCAUUUCUCUCGCAUCUGGCCUCUACUACAUCGCCGAGAUCAUCGAGGACAAUCCCAGAACUUCUAAGAAGCUGCUUAGCAUCUACAUCAAAGCCACGCUCGCCGUCCACGUCAUCGUCUUGAUCUUCGACCGUCCGUCAAUUCUCUGCAUUCUCACUGGUAUCGCUACGCACGUCGUCUACUAUCUGAUCCUCCGCCGAUUUCCGUACGUCAGCCUUGGGUCCCCUGAGUUCAUCGGAUCAUGUGUGGGGUUCAUCUGCAGUAACUGGGGCUGGUUCCAGUACUACUAUUUCCGCACCAAUUUCACGAUAGAAUUCUUCCUCGGGUUCAUGAUUCCCAUGGUUUGGCUCGUUCCCUUCGUCUACUUCGUCUCCCUUUCCACGGAAGAGACCCUCUUGCCGUAUGCUACAAGUCACCAUCUGUCAUCAGCAGCAGAGGAGGUGUUGGGUCGGACCCCUUCAGGGAGCAGCCGGCCUAGCAGCAGCAGAGGGGUGCCAGGUGCUGGAAAGAAGAUGAAGAGCUCUUUCUUGUGGCUCUACCACUUCAUACGGCAGAAGCGGGACGAUGUGUUGCCGGAGUUUAGUCUGGAAACAGGGAGAGGGGGUGCUAAAGCUUUGUGAAUCUGUCUCUGGCAGAUGGUUGUAGGAUUUUACCAGCUGUGGAUUGUCGAAGUCUUCUCUUUCUAGACACUAACAAGUUGACAUGACAUGACAUGCAAGAUGCAUCGUCUCUGGCUAGAGUCGCUCCACUGCAUGUUGCAAGUCAUGUACGUCCAGGCUGACCCU